Molecule: messenger RNA, 1566 nt
Organism: Penicillium diatomitis
Lineage: Eukaryota; Fungi; Ascomycota; Eurotiomycetes; Eurotiales; Aspergillaceae
Product: NAD-dependent succinate-semialdehyde dehydrogenase
Exons: 2
Coding region: 1-1566 (521 amino acids)
Molecular function (GO): succinate-semialdehyde dehydrogenase (NAD+) activity
Source: RefSeq, a predicted model, not a curated record
AUGGUGCAGCAAUACGAGCUACCCUUCAAGCUCAAAGAUCCCUCUCUCCUUCAUUUCGAUUCUUUUAUCGGAAACAAAUGGGUGACAGCAAAGAGCGGAAAUCGCUUCGAGGUGGUUGACCCAGGCACCGACAAGACAUGGGCGAGCUGCCCCAAUAACAGCGCCGAAGAUGUCGACGCCGCAGUCAAUACUGCACAUGCGGCCUUUGAGGACUUCCGCAAAGUAAACCCUCGUCAACGGGCCAAAUGGCUACUCAAGUGGCACGACUUGGUGACGGAUGCCAAGGAUGACCUGGCGCAGAUUGUCACGCAUGAGACUGGAAAGCCCCUCGCCGAGUCACAUGGAGAAUUGGAUUACUCUCUCGGAUUUCUCUGGUGGUUUGCUGGGGAGGCAGAGCGCAUCCAGGGAUCCAUCUCUGUUCCAGCAGCACCCAAUCGUCGCCUGUUUACUAUCAAGCAGCCGAUCGGCGUGGCGGCUGCGUUAGUACCCUGGAACUUUCCUAUAGCGAUGGUGCUGCGAAAGGUUGGCGCAGCCAUGGCAGCUGGAUGUACCAUGAUUGUCAAGCCCAGUCCCGAGACACCUAUCUCGGCACUUGUGCUAGCUGAGCUGGCGCAGCGUGCAGGGAUCCCAGCUGGCGUGUUGAACAUCCUGACGACGGAUUUGGAAAACACCCCGUCUCUAAGCGAAGCUCUGUGCAAGCACCCGCUCGUCAAGAAAGUGACCUUUACCGGGUCAACCCGAGUCGGCAAACUUGUAGCUGCUCAUUGUGCCCAGGGCUUGAAGAAAUUGACCCUUGAACUGGGAGGCAAUUGUCCAUUUAUUGUCUUCGACGAUGCCAAUCUUGAUCAAGCGCUAGAUCAGCUCAUGGUCCUGAAAUGGCGUCACGCAGGUCAGGCUUGCAUCACGGCGAACCGUAUCUACGUACAAUCCGGUGUCUACGAUCGCUUCGCCUCCAUGCUGAAGGAACGCACCAGUGCCCUGAAAGUGGGCCAUGGCGCUGCCGAGGGGACAACCAUGGGACCUCUCACUACCCCACGCAGUAUUGACAAAGCCGUUGCCCAAGUGGAAGAUGCCCGCAAGCACGGCGCAGAGAUUUUGCUGGGCGGCAACCGGUUGGCUUCACAAAAGGGAUAUUUCUUCGAACCGACCAUUCUCACGGGAAUGACAGACAAGAUGCAGAUCUCUCACGAGGAGUCUUUUGCCCCAAUUGCUGCCUUGUAUCGGUUUGAGAGCGAAGACGAAGCGGUGAAAUUGGCAAAUGCGACCAGCAUGGGACUGGCAAGCUAUGCAUUCACCAAGAAUAUUGACCGAAUGUGGCGUCUUCUGGAGAAUCUCGAGGCUGGAAUGAUCGGUAUGAACACCGGUAAGUGUUUGGGAAUCCCCUUCCUCUUUGAUCCGAAAUUCAAGCAUGCUGACAAUUCAUGUGAAGGAAACCAAUCUGCUGCAGAAUCUCCCUUUGGUGGCAUCAAGGAGUCAGGCUAUGGCAAGGAGAGUGGUAAAGAUGUUGCUGUCAAUGAGUAUUUGGUGACGAAAACAGGAACGCUCACAAUUGAGGGCCAAUAUUGA